Messenger RNA from Auxenochlorella protothecoides, 549 nucleotides. Its product is annotated as Peptidyl-prolyl cis-trans isomerase FKBP18, chloroplastic. Gene Ontology annotation, molecular function: peptidyl-prolyl cis-trans isomerase activity. Gene Ontology annotation, cellular component: chloroplast thylakoid lumen. The coding region runs from base 1 to 549 and encodes 182 amino acids. The record is from RefSeq and is a predicted model, not a curated record. NCBI's taxonomy places the organism in Eukaryota, Viridiplantae, Chlorophyta, Trebouxiophyceae, Chlorellales, Chlorellaceae. The transcript has 4 exons.
AUGGCAGCCCCUGCAGCCAUUCUACUGGCCCAGUUGGCCGCUCCCAGCUCCUCCCACGCCUUCCCCGGCUUCAAGAAGGAUCUCACCUCCAAGCGGCGGGUCAAGAUCCCCGAGUCCGAAUUCAAGGCCGGCCCUGAAGGCCUCAAGUACUACGACGUCUCGCCCGGCAAGGGGCCUGAGGCGCAUGAAGGCCAGCGAGUCGUCGUCCACUUUGAUGCCAAGUGUGUUUCUGGGGGAUGGAACUGGGGUUGGUGGUGGCGUGGCAUCACCUUCAUCACCAGCCGCCAGGGGCUGGGGGUGACUGGCGGCAAUCCCCUGGGGUUUGAUGUGGGCGCGCGGGGCGCUGGCGGGACCCUGAGGGGUCUGGACCUGGGGGUGCGAGGCAUGCGGGUGGGCGGCCAGCGCAAGCUCAUCGUGCCGCCCAGCCUGGCGUACGGUGACCGGGGCGUUGGUGAGGUGCCGGGGGGCGCCACGCUCGAAAUCGACGUGGAGCUGCUGUACAUCAAGACCAGCGCCCAGGGUGCCAGGGUCAAGCUUAUCGAGGGGUGA